Molecule: messenger RNA, 597 nt
Organism: Linepithema humile (Argentine ant)
Lineage: Eukaryota; Metazoa; Arthropoda; Insecta; Hymenoptera; Formicidae
Source: RefSeq, a predicted model, not a curated record
AUGACAAAACGAGUAUUUCUACUCAUCUUUCUCACAUUAUACUAUUGGAAAGGUGAAAGUUUCGCAUCUAGACUAAAAAGACAGAAAUUAUAUCCACCGCCGAUUGUUUAUCCAUUUGGGGGAACAUUCAAGCUCAUCGUGGGACUUGCAGUACCCGUAGAACUUUCAGGCAAGACUUUGGUAUACGGACAGAACUUUCAGUUCCAAUACGUCUUGCCGCAGAAUGCGACAUUCUUCACGGAGUUCUUCGAGAACGCGUUGUCGUCACGACGACGCCGUGAAAGUGUUAGCUGGGACGAAAGGAUGACUGUCUACAGACUUUUAGAGGAAGAGUUUGAGAGAAGAGGGACAGACGGAAAAGAGUGCAUGAGAAAAACAAUUUGCGAAGCAGCAAUUGCACCUUUGGAGAACGAAGGACUCGUAGGAGAAUUGUUGCAUCUUUUGCUUACGCCCACGCAAAAUAGUAAUUCAUCCUUAGAAUCUGAAUACCUACAAGCACUAGCAUUUGGACGAAAUAAUUACGAUUGUUCACAUAUUUACAAGUCAUGUAUUUCUGGUGAAGGAAUUUUGGAUCAUAUUUCAAAAAUCAUAUUAUAA